AAUCUGCAUUGGCAUGUGGCUUGCUCCAAAAAAAAACAAAAAAAAACGAGACGUCACAAAUUGAAUGCGUCGGCAUGCUCAAAAAUGGAUGACGGGCAAACUUGUAAACGUGCGCAGGUGACGUGAAGGCAACACGACAACUGCCUCAGCGAAGACACGCCGAAUGCUCCUCGUGCUGCUGUGAUGGGAACAAACUGAGAAGGUAGACGCUUCCAUCUUUAGAGAGACAGAAACCCGACGGAGGCAAGAGAGCCGCCCGCCAUGGGGAGCGCGUUGUCUCGCCGCUGCGGCAGCAGACUGUCGUCGAUCCUGCCGCGGAGGCCGAGCUCCGGGCGGCGAGGUGAAGAAGAGUCGCGGGCAGAGAGAGACGACGACGACGACGACGACGACGACACCUUGGACGGGCUUGUCAGGAGCGAAGACAUGGCCAAGUUUCCUUACGUGGAGUUCACCGGCAGAGACAGCAUCACGUGCCCGGCGUGCCAAGGAAGUGGACGCAUUCCCUCAGGGCAAGUCAAUGAACUGGUUGCAUUGAUCCCGUAUACCGACCAAAGGCUGCAGCCUCAAAGAACCAAACUCUAUGUGGUUCUGUCCGCCGUGUUGUGUUUCCUUGCCUCUGUGCUGGUGGCCUUCUUCCUCUUCCCGCGAUCGGUGAUCGUGGUGGAUGAUGGGAUAAGUGUGGUGACGGUGCACUUCGACCCUCCCAGCUACAAGGUCCAGAUGAACUUGACGAGCACACUUAACUUCAGCAACCCCAACUUCUUCUCGGUGCUGGUGCAGAGUGUCAGCUGUCAAGUGCUCUACAUGAAGAAGGUCAUCGGUACGCAUCAUCUGAACAACGUCACCACCGUUUUACCACUUAGCGAGCGUCAGGUGAACUACACAGUCAGCGUGGAGAUUGGCAGUAGUGCGGCGUACGUCUUUGCCUUCUGCACCAUGCGCAGCAUCAAGGUCCACAACAUCGUUGUUUUUAUGCAAACCUCCGUGAAAACCUCACACAUGGUGCGAACGUCGCAGAACAGCCUGGAAGCGUAUCACUACGUCAACUGUGGCUCCAACACCACAUACCAACACUGGCACCACUUCUCGGCCCACAGCCACCUCUCGUAACGACAGCAAUGAGGAAGGA
Molecule: messenger RNA, 1129 nt
Organism: Phyllopteryx taeniolatus (common seadragon)
Lineage: Eukaryota; Metazoa; Chordata; Actinopteri; Syngnathiformes; Syngnathidae
Product: transmembrane protein 106C-like
Exons: 8
Coding region: 262-1110 (282 amino acids)
Source: RefSeq, a predicted model, not a curated record